AUGACACCACCAAAUCAGGACAACUAUUCCAGUAAUGGGCAUUUGGAAAGUCUUGGAAAUGAUGGUAUUAGAAAUAGUUUCUUUUUCGAGGACAAACAAUCGUCACUUAAAUCAACUCAAAUGUCUUAUCAAAAAGAAAGAGGAAAGCAAUAUCAUCGAAAAUCCGUAUUAAACUACAACAAGUCAUCAUCUCAACAAGAAUCAACACCACCACGUCAUCAUCGUCGACGUCGCUCUUUUUAUCCAUCAAUGUUAGCCUUAUUCUUUGGCCACACUUCUUCCUUAUUAAUAUUUUCAUUUCGGCUACUUUUCCAAUCCAAUAAUUUACCACUAUUAAUAAACUUCAUUUAUCAUUUCGUGACAACUCGAUUAUAUCUUGGAAAAUCACGUACACGAUACAUCACAAUUAACAACAAUCCUGAACAAUCAGCGACGGCAUCAGGCCCUGUUACUCUUGAGCUGUUCAGAUAUUUGAGUGGUUUACAUUCCUCAUUAGCUGCGCUAUCAAUUCUAACCUUGGUUAUUUCGAGAAAGGAUUCGAACGUUUCGCUGAGUAAUGAGAAAUUGGCAUUGUUGGUUUUGGGAAUAGCGAGUGGAUCGACCACUUUGUUUGAUUUGAGGCACAAUAGGACAUUUUUUAAGGAGAGACGAGGUGGUUUCACUUUAUUUGUUGCCUUGAUGAACGCUGUCGCUUAUUUUCGUUCU
Molecule: messenger RNA, 705 nt
Organism: Ambispora gerdemannii
Lineage: Eukaryota; Fungi; Glomeromycota; Glomeromycetes; Archaeosporales; Ambisporaceae
Source: the annotation of a GenBank genome assembly